Messenger RNA from Plasmopara halstedii, 1284 nucleotides. RefSeq names its product dna primase large subunit-like. Bases 1 to 1284 code for a protein of 427 amino acids. The record is from RefSeq and is a predicted model, not a curated record. The transcript is spliced from 2 exons. Gene Ontology annotation, biological process: DNA replication, synthesis of primer. Gene Ontology annotation, cellular component: alpha DNA polymerase:primase complex. Lineage: Eukaryota; Oomycota; Peronosporomycetes; Peronosporales; Peronosporaceae.
AUGUCAACAGCAAGCUCACUAAGCUUCUAUCGCACUAGUCCACAAGAGAGUGUAUCAUUAGAUGAUUUCGAAGAGCUGGGUCGAUUACGUCUCAAGCUGUUAAGUCGGACAUGUGCAGAAUGGAGUUCACACACAAGAUCAAAGCCACCAAAUCCUCGUAUGGAUGAAGUUGUCGAAUUACGAGAAGGUACGGAUGCCGAUCUUUUGUCUCAUUAUGCCCUUCGUCUAGCAUUUUGCAGAGUCACGAAUGACUGGAGCUGGUUCAUUUCCGCCGAAUCAAAGCUUUUUGCCGUUCGUCUUAAUAACUUACCACCAGAAUCAGCUGUUACGUUGUUAUCGCGUGAAGGAAUAACCUUUGAACUAUUGGAUCGAGACAACUUUAAGAGUGUUCAAUCACAAAAAGGCAUCUAUCGUGUUCCAUUCACGGAAGCACUACAAUUGGUGAACCAGCGUGAGGUAGUGCUUCAUGAUGGAUACUGCUUCGUACCUUGUCGAAGAAUGAAUAUUGUUGCUAUCCAUCACUUUGAACGAAGUUUGCAAGAUCAAAUGACAGAUCUUCAGUAUGCUCUGCCGGCUCAGGGGCUCGAGCUCGAACGAUUGACGCCAUUACUUGAUGCACUUGUAAAGGAAGCGCAUGUUUUGUCUGGUUCGGAGUCUUUGACGACAAAAUUAUCUGCUCCACAACUCGACGUCAUUAAAAUUGACCAAGUGGCUGAUAUGCACUUCCCAUUGUGCAUGAAGCAACUCCAUCGUAAGUUGCGCGAGAAUCACCACCUCAAAUACGACGGACGCGUCCAGUACCGUUUAUUUCUUAAAGGUGCUGGAAUGUCGGUUCACGAAUGUAUUCAAUUCUUUCGCUCGGAAUUUAUCAAGACAAUUCCUGCUAGCAAGUUUGAUAAAGAAUAUGCAUACCACAUUCGUCAUAGUUAUGGACUUGAAGGCUCUCGGAAAGAUUACAAACCAUUGAGUUGUGAGCAAAUUAUCUCAAAUAACGCACCGAAUCACGGACAAUAUCACGGCUGUCCAUUUAAACAUUGGGAUCGUCAAGCAUUGCAAGACGAAAUUUAUCGUUGUCAUGUACCUGUGCGUACUGCAAUGGAUAUUUUACAACAAGCUACUUCAGGCAAUUUUCAACGUGCAUGCACCUCAUUUUUCUAUGCAACUCAUCAUCGAACGCCUUUGACUCGAUUACCAAAUUGUCCAGACUCCGAUCGCACUGGAAUUGCUCCUAUCAUGAUGCAUCCAAAUGCAUACUUGAAUGCAAGUCUUGAUACUUCCAUUUAA